AUGGGUGCUGUCAGUCGUUAUCCUUAUCCUAAAGACGUUUGGUCUCCUGCUGGUGGUUGGUGGUCAAGACCCAAGACAUGGAAGACAAACACCCUUGUUGCUGCUUUCGGUAUGGCUGUUACUCUUGGUGCUGUCUGGAAGGUCUCUGCUGAUAAAGAGGUUCGCUAUCAACAACCCAAGCGUUGGAUUCCCUCCAUGAUGUGGGCCAAGCAAUACAAAGACCAACAAUAA
Mucor velutinosus is the source of this 231-nucleotide messenger RNA. RefSeq lists its product as uncharacterized. The record is from RefSeq and is a predicted model, not a curated record. The coding region runs from base 1 to 231 and encodes 76 amino acids. The transcript has 5 exons. NCBI's taxonomy places the organism in Eukaryota, Fungi, Mucoromycota, Mucoromycetes, Mucorales, Mucoraceae.